CGAUAUUGUCAGACUGUAUCGAUACUGUCAAACUGUAUCGAUACUGUCAAACUGUAUCGAUAUUGUCAAACUGAAUAACGGUUAAACUAACUUGUUAAAUUUACCUGAAUCAAAGAAAUAUUAAAUCGUGUCCAUAGCGUUUGAUUUCCUGUGACUGCGACGUGGUUAAUCUACAGCAUCAGAUAGUACAGAUAUAGUUACAGCGCUUGUAUUUUCAUUUUUUUUUAUUUGAUACCUCAUCAACACCCUCACUUAUAACCUCAUCGACCAAGAGCCGGAUAAUUGUAGAGAGCCAGCGCCAGCAGUCCGUGUCUGGAACGUCCCAUACAACAGUAGAACAUUAUUUUUGCUUAUUUAUUUUGCUUUGUGGAUACAGAGAUCGUAAAUGAAAAGAAAGUGUAUAUGUAAAAUAUGAGGUUUAAUUAAAAGUAAAUUUGCAGCCGUCCGAAAUCAUUUUCGAAGCCGGCUGAUAACUAAAAAGAGAAAUGACUGAUGCAUAUAAUAACCUGGCAAAUAUUUCAUAUCACUAGACCAUAUAUGGCCAAUACCGAAUACGAUAUUUUCGGUGCUGUGUUUGUUUACUUUGCUAAACGAAAUACGCCUGCGCACUCUCUUAUGAAUUAGCGAGUCAUUAGUUUUAAUCGGGUUUUCGCUAUAAGAACCUGACCCAAAUAUGGUAUUUUCCAUGAAAUUGUAAUAAUGUGUCAGAGGUAGACUCAUGUGAUCAAGUAAAGACCUACAAUAUAGUACGUAAAUGUGCAUCUAAAUGUAGAAAGGCUUUAUUUGAUUUACACUGAAUUAAGAAAAGAGACAUUGGCCACUACACCCUGAUUUAUUUUAUUUCAUGUUUAGCUGAUUGUGGCUUAACGGCGUACUCAAGAAUUUUCCCCCUUUACGAUGGCGUUCAGUUUUAUGGUAGGAUUAAACCACAAAUCUUUGGCAACCUACUGAUGAACUUCCCCACGUGUUGUACAGGUGUGCAUACUAUAUAUGUGAGAGACAGGUUGCCUUCAACAAGUGUAAGACUCGUGUAUUGUUCCCAAGGCCAGACAAGGAAUGAGAGCGGAUACUACGCUCAGUACACUACUCACUGCACUAUUUUUGCACAAUGGCUUCAGCUAACAAGACCAAUCCUGAGAUCCUCCGUUUGUUUUCAAAUGAUUUUAACAUCGCCUUUUCAUUAAUUAGGCAAAUAGCUUUAGAAAUUUAUAUCUGGUCGGUAUAUAGGCAGUCCUAUUUGUGUAUGAUGGCUCUCCACUGGACGGAUAUCAAACAGGCGUUUAUGAGGUGGACAGGAAAUGUUUAAAACUAAAUGAUAUGGGCAAAACGCCCGGCCUUAACCUACUUUGAAGGCAAACUUCAGAUAAGCGAAAAAUUUCCUGCAUCUAAAAAUACUUAUCCAAAAAUGACAAGAACCAACAUUCAAAUGUUAAAUGUGUCACCUUAUUUAUUACCUGUGAUAAUAAUGUAUGUGCAAUGUCUUAUGAAAAAAAAAACGGUGACAUCUUCGCAUUUUUUUUAUAACUUUUCGUACUUUAUGAAUUGAUUGUCUUUAUCUGCGUUCUAUGAUUUUAUGAUUUUUUGUGUUACUUUGUUUUUAAAAUAUAUCCAUUUAAUAACUCUUGAGCUAAUGUUUAAAUGUUUGUAGUCUAUCAUAUGGCUAAUAAAUAAAUCCUGAAUCCGUAUAGCUUGAUCAUUAACUCAUUGUGAAAAAAACCUAAAGCUGAUUGCACUCUAUUACUCAGAUAGCCGUUACAGAAUAUUCUAUGUACCCCUUCAUAGAGCUAUUGUAUCCGGGGUUAUACCGGUGCGUGUCUUUGUAAUCUGAAAGUACAGAUAACCGUUUCAAAAAAUUAAUAAAAAUGGAGAAAAGCUAUCUGCAUUUUUUUCCGAAAUGUUAGUUUAUAAGCGUGGCUAUUGCGAAGUUUUGUUUUAUUUGUCCAGCUUUUAAAAUUCAUAAAGUAGAUAAAUUGGUAAAGUUUUCUGCUUUGUACCAAAGAGCUGAAACGCAAUACGUCGUUGACCUUGACAGCCACAUGGAUUUUGUCCAGAGAAGAUAUUUCAUUUGAUUUCAGCCAAAUUCCGCUUUGUGUACGCUUAUUGUUGUCUGCUAUGUAAACUCUUAUUUUAGUUGUACCCGCUAUAACCUAGUUUUCGUGGCAUGACCCCUGAAUUCUUGCCACCGAUAAUGUCGCUACCUGAUACCUGAUGAUUUAUGAUUUUACAGUUUCUAUGCUCUAGUGACACUUGAGGGGUACUGUAAAUCCUGUUGGAUACGUGCCAAAAACAUGCAUAGGCCCUAUUUAUCACCAUGUCCAAAUGCUCCAAGCAGUCAAUAACGGGUAGGGAUCGGGGCAGGAAUCGAGACAAAAACUCUGAAACUGUUUCAGGUGAAGAAAUCAAGUUUUAGUCCUCAGUGGGGUCACAGCUUUUUUAGUCAUAGUCACAUCUAUAUAGUCACACGUCCUCAAUACUGUUAUGUCCACUUUGUUCAAUGCAUGAAUUAUCCAUUUUUCUGUUAUUCUGUUUAUAAUGAGUGGUACAAGAAUGCGGUAUACACUUACAAUAUACCUCUGUAGCUCUUCGCAUAUAAGUUGUUUGUGUUUUGGCGUAACCCAUUAGACUGGUUGAUGGUGGAUUCAUUGUUCAGAUGCGUGUGUUUUGGGUUAUAUUCUCACUGAAUAGUCUGUUUAAAUUUGUGAAACUGGAUGAAAAAAGACAUGCUAAAGCAUGAAGUUUGAAGUUUGCGACUACUUGUACAUGCCCCCACCACACUGGUCCGAUUAGAAAAUAAAGUAGGUCUACGACGCUUCGAAGUGGGGUAACUUCUCCCAUAUAAGGAAGUAAAUCGGAUAGAUAUCACACAGGUCGUCGUAAGGCCACGUCUAAAUCAUAGGUGCCUGCGUGCUGAACCGAGAGCUUGUUUUUCUCCCAGUUAUGCUGUCCAUCUUUCUUGUUUUAGAGAAUAUACCUGAGAAUAUAUAUUAGAAAUGUUGCAAGAGUAAAACAGACAAGAGCAUCCGCAGAUAUGGGCAAUGCCUUGAGCACCUUGGUUGAUGUGUACGGGAUGUCAGAUGAAUGCGGGCAAGAGGAGAGACACGCGGUGGAGAACGAGGACCAGAGUCUGCUAGAAGACGAGUAUAUGGAGGAGAGCCUGACAAAUUUCAGAGAGGAAAUCCGCCUUUUACUGACCUCGUGUUCAAACGUUCACAGAGAGUUUGCGAAAACCUCGGUUUAUGAGGAAUUACGAUGUCGCGUAUUGCAAGAGGCUACUAUCGGCGUAACAGUGAUUGGAAACACCGGGGACGGGAAAACAACCGCCGUGAAGGCUUUGGCAUGGGAACUCUACCGUACCAGAGGCUUUCUUCCCAUGGAAGCGCGCAGUGUUCAAGAUAUUAAAGAGCUUUACGAAUCUGACAAAAAGCUACUCUUCUUAGUUGACGACCCAUUUGGUGCCUAUCGAGUUUACUGGGAUUUUGUAAAAGACUGGGUAAUCAGAUUUAGCCAGCUGGAUAAAUUCAUCAGUACUGGCAAUGUGAAAAUAAUAAUCACUACUCGAACCCAGAUUUGGGAAGAAUGUAAAUUUGACUUCAAACAGUGCCAACCGUUUGACAAUGUUGUAGAUAUGUCCUCGAUUCGACUGACAACACAAGAUCGCAAGGCUAUCCUCAGGAAGUGGUUAUUAGCAAAGAACAUCGACAUCAGCAGCUGGCAGUGGAAGUGGAAGAUCGCAAGAAUUGCAAACAUCCCCAGCCCUUUUGGGUUUCCUCUCUGCUGCAAACUGGCAAGUGAACAAGACGACCUUUUACGAGGCAUCGUUUCCUUCUUUGAACAACCUCUAGGAUUCAUUCGAACAGAACUUCGACGUCUAACAGCAAACAGGCCCCAACUAUAUUCUGCUCUUGCGUUGCUUAUGUUAAACGAUGGCUUUUGCAGUCUACGUGAACUGGAUCCCCUUCAGCCUCUGUCUGCAAAUCUAAGUAUCAAGUCCAGAGACAUUCUGCAAGUCUGUGGUCUGGGUACCAACAAUGGCCUACCUUCAGCAGCUCAGGUGCGGCACACCUUGGAGAAUCUCAACGGAACAUUUCUGCAAAAGACGGAUGAUGGUUUCUGUUUCACACACGAAAGUCUUCUGUUCGCAGUCGCACUAGAACUCGGUCAGAUCUGUCCGGAAGUACUCCUAAAGCAUGCGCAUCCGCAGCUUCUGGUUCAGACCAUUCAGACAUGCCGAUCGCUGACCAGAGAUUCAGCAAGCAUGAUUGAGAUUAAGAGAGACCUCUAUCCACAAUUUGCCGCUGUUCUCACUCAAGAACUUCUUCGGGGACAUUUGGACAUGACCUUUUCCAACCAGUCGUGGCUGGAGGACGAAUUUUACGAGAUUUGGGAAAGAUAUGUUUUAUCCGAAGCCAAUGUCGACGAUUUCUUGUUUUCGACAGGUCGUCGCUGGCAGCGCACUAUUCUUCAUUGUGCUGCUCGUAAAGGCUUACUGCGUAUGGUGAAGUUUCUGAUGACGCGUCUGAAAGCGGAUGCAGUGUCUCUGAGGGACGAAGACGGUGUCACCGUCCUUCACUCUGCUGCCAAUGGAGGUCAAGCAAACAUUGUAGACUAUCUCCUGAAACAGGGAUUUGAUCCGAAUGUACAGGAGAACGCUGGGUGGACCCCUCUCUAUGUGUCCGUGUUGUGUGGAUAUACACAAAUCGUUCGGCUGCUUCUGUUAGCUGGAGCUGAUCCAAACAUCAGCACCAUCUAUGGUAGCACCCCUAUGUACGCUGCAGCGCUAUGCGAACACUGGGACCUUAUUCCGCUUCUGCAGUCCUGGGGUGCACGGUCUAUGGAUGAAUACAGCUCGCCUGGCCGUCCUGAGUUCGAUCUGCUGUCUCUCCUUGUGGAACAAGACGAUUCCCCAGUGGCCGCCCUCCUCCGAGCUGCGAGGACUGGUCAGCUAAGUCAAGUCGUCUGGCUCUUGGAUUACGCAGCCAAUGUGAACGACACAAACGUUUGUGGCUGGUCAUCUCUUUACGUGUCCGCUUUGUGUGGCAGAGGUGAUAUUGCCUCGCUUCUCCUCCACAGAGGUGCAGAUCCACGCUUGGCGACCUUCUAUGGCCGCACUCCGUCCUAUGUAGCGAAACUUUGCGGACACACAGACAUUGCUAAAAUGAUCGACUCUUUUGAAAGUGGUUUGGUUGCAGUCUGAUGUCUGAAGGAAAUGCAAUUCACAACUGCAUACUGUUGGUAACAUGCCUGCUGUAUAGUUCCUGGAUAUUGCAUGCAAGUUGUAUACAAGUUCCAAUAUUAUAUGCAUUUAACAAAGGUGGGGAAAUGCUGCCUGAGAGGAAAAACAUAAGAUAUUAAACCGGAAUUGAGUAAAAUUAUUUUAUUAUCUGCCUUUAAGUACGCACACCACAUGCAAAAUAUGACACUGUGGGCUUUUCUUACUCUUAUUUAUCAUCAUCACAGUUAUCGUUUUAUUGUAUUUAUUUUAUCUAAACCAUGCAGCUAUGAGGAUUUUAUUUCACAACAUUAUGUAAAAUGUUUCUUUCGCUUUUCCUUGUUACAAGUUCAUAUAUAUAUAUAUAUAU
Liolophura sinensis is the source of this 5579-nucleotide messenger RNA. RefSeq lists its product as uncharacterized. The record is from RefSeq and is a predicted model, not a curated record. The transcript is spliced from 2 exons. Gene Ontology annotation, molecular function: protein binding. NCBI's taxonomy places the organism in Eukaryota, Metazoa, Mollusca, Polyplacophora, Chitonida, Chitonidae. Bases 3029 to 5194 code for a protein of 721 amino acids.